Molecule: messenger RNA, 4407 nt
Organism: Actinia tenebrosa (Australian red waratah sea anemone)
Lineage: Eukaryota; Metazoa; Cnidaria; Anthozoa; Actiniaria; Actiniidae
Molecular function (GO): protein binding
Source: RefSeq, a predicted model, not a curated record
CUGUGAAACGCGUUAUCAUGAUCGAGGAAGUUGAAGCUGGUUGUGAGUUUUCAAAACCACAAAAUAGCAACAUUAGUCGUGAAAGAUUGAAAGCACAAACUGAAGCUGAAUAUCGAAUUUAAAGGUUCAAAAACAAACUAUCUACUGAAGUCAUAAAGACAAUGAGGAGUAAUGAAGAGAAAGUGAAACUCAAAAACCGUGCACUUGGCUCUCACCUCCGGGGUGUCGAGAAUGAUUCCAGGACUCAGCCUUAAAUAAACCAGUCCAAAACGAAAUAAUGACCAGUGCGAUUAACAAGGGAUACUUGUUUACAAAGUUUUGUUCGAGUGCUGCUGAAAACCUGGACCUCAGACUUGCUAAACAUCAGCAGGCUUCCUUGGUAAACGAGUGUUCACAUAUGGAAUCACGUCUUCAUCUCUUCGGGAGUACAUCAUUGAGAAAUGUCAUGUUCAUAAGGUUUUGUAUAAGGCUGGGAAUUAAAGUAGACCUUGGACUCUCUCCAAAACAGCUUAUUUGUCUCUAUAAAGAAUGCAUAAAAAMUGCUCAAUAUUAUGAUGACGCGAUUGCUAUGCGAGAGGCCAUUUUGCUCUUUGUAUUACUGCAAAAAAACGUGUGGGGUUAUAAAAAGGAAACUGAAUGCGAGGAAGUGAUAGUUUAUGGCAAGAAAUGCAUUGAUAUUGGAAAGACGGUGGGAAGUAAAAACAUUGAAAGAGAUGCAUGUUACGUGGUGGGGAAAACAUGCGUUUGCAUUAAACAAUAUCAAGAGGCCGUUCUUUACUGCAAGAAAAGCUUUGACAUGGCUAAAGAGACCUGCAACAUAAAGGYCGUGAUGUAUGCAUCUUUGAUGCUUGGAAAAGCAUAUGUAGGAUUACAUCAAUACGAAGAUGCUAUUUUAUACAGCAAAAACUGUAUCGUAGUCACCAAGGAAACUGGGGAAAAAGAGGUUGAGAUGCAUGCACUUCUAGAAGUAGGGAAGGCGUAUGCGGGACUACAGCAGUAUGAAGAUGCGAUUGGCUACUGGAAAAACUGUAUUGAGAUSACCAAGGAAACUGGGGAAAAAGAGRUYGAGAUGCAUGCACWUYUAGAAGUAGGUAGAGCAUAUGAAGGACUGACAAGCUAUCAAAAUGGCAUCAAAUCUUUCGACAAAUGCAUUGCAAUUGCCAUGGACACUGGCAACAGGACAAUUGAAAUGUAUGGAUAUUUUGAACUAGGAAAAGCAUAUGAAAACCUAUUACAGUACGAUGAUGCCAACGUCUACUACAAGCGCUGUAUUCAGAUAGCUAAACAUUCAGACCAAAGUAUGGAGAUGAAGGCGUAUAGUUGUCUAGAAAGGACAUAUGCACAGCUCAAACUGCAUAAUGAUGCAAUUUGGUACGGAAGGAAAUGUAUAGAAAUUGCGAAAUAUACAGGAGAUAAAGAGACUGAGCAGCACGCUUACUUUAAUCUUGUGAAAAUCUAUGCAGACCUUAAGCAGUUUGAAGAAGCUAUUUCUUGUAGCAAGAAGUGUGUUGACACAGCCAAGGAAAUUGGCCGCCAAAGCAUAGAGAAGGAUGCUUAUUUACUUGUUGCCGUAAUGCUUUUAACRGCUAAAAAAUACGAAGAGAGUAUUGCAUACAGCAAAAGAGGCUUGGAAAUCUCUGAGGAAAUUUAUGACUUUGACGAUGAGAUGAUGUCAUGUUAUUUUCUUGGUAUAGCAUACAUGCAAAUAAGACGAAAKGAAGAUGCUUCCUUCUUCUUCAAAAGAUGUCUUAAAAUAGCAAAGAAAGUUGGCAAAAAAAUGAUUGAGAUGAAAGCGCAUUUAUCAUUGGCAGAGAUAUUUAUUAGUUUACCUAUACUAAAUCAAGCUCUCUUGCAUCUAAAUGAAGGCAAAAACAUUGCUCAAGAUCUAAACGACGAUGAACACACAGCUAAAUUUAGAGAUUUGCAGCAUCUGUUUAAUAUCAUUGUUGGAUUUUACAAUCAAGUCUCUCCGGACGAGCAAAUUAUAGGAGAGCUGAUAGGCAUACCGAAUGGCCCCGAACAAGAUCUUCUAGAUGAAAUUGAUGAAGCAGUGAAAGCAAAAGACGAGUGGAGAAAAACAGUAGCCCUCUUAAGACACCACUGUUUCUGCUACUCAAAGAAACAAUACAAUAAAGCCCUUGCAUCACUAAAACAUUUUAAGAAAGUAGUAGAGGACACAGACACUGAACUAUGGUGUAACCUACCUAUACUAAAUUUAUACAUGUUGAUGAACCAGUAUGACCAGGCUUUAGCUUACUGCUGGRAGAUAUUAACUGAGGUGAAAGAGAGUGGAUAUACAAUCCAUCAAUCAUUAUUCUAUUCAACCAUGGGUCAGCUGCUUUACCGAGAUGGUCAGUGGAGUGCUUCUGAGAAAUAUCUUCGGGAAGCAUUGAAGUGUUUUGAAAUAGUUUUUGCAUCUCUUGGCAGCAACGACGACCCCAAGAUAUCUAUUAUAGAUAAAUAUUGUCAUUGCUACAAAUGUUUGUCAAUAGUACUAAAUAGGGCCAAUCACGUCGAGGAAGCACUUGUGGUGUCAGAUCGCUGUCGAGCGCGAGCCCUGAAAGAUCUUUUGGUUUCAAACUUUGGGAUGAACGAGGAAGGGCAUAAAGAAGAACAGAAAGACUGUCACGACAUCCAAGCCUUUUUGGCUUCAAGCAAUGGCUUUACUGUUCUGUUUUAUUCUUUAUUUUUUGACGGGAUCUUAUUGUUCUUUACCGAUGCCAACGAAAACACAUACAAGGGUUAUUUUCAUCGCUUUGAAAUGAACGAAAAGAUCCCUCACUUUCUGAAUUUACUUGAUCAUGCGUUUGACGAAUUAGAUGCGCGUAAAGUUGACAAAUGCGAGGACAGGUCUUUGGACGCGAAUCACGAAAAUACUGAGAGACGUGGGGAAAAGAAAGAAUCUAUCUAUGCCUCAUGCACAGAUGUUCUUUUUGGAAUUGAUGACGCACAAAACGUCACUAACCCUGACUCAAGGCGAGAAAGAUCUGGAGACUUAACUAUGAAUGGGAACGCGCUAAAAUUUCUSUAUAACUCUUUAAUAGGUCCAGUAAAAGACUUUAUCGAUCAAGAUGAGAUUGUAAUAAUUCCCGAUGGCGAGUUAAACUGCGUACCAUUUGCGGCCUUACGGGACCCAGACACGGGGAAAUAUUUAUCAGAAACUAAGCGUAUAAGGCUUGCUCCAUCAAUUUCUACCUUGAAGGUUCUACAGGAACGGCCGGCGGAUCAACAUCACAGAAGAGGUGCACUGAUUAUUGGUAACCCUUUGGUUGGUAAAGUCAUGAUGAAUGGAGAAGUUACGGAAAUUCAGCACCUGUUUGGUGCCUUAGACGAAGCAAUAGACAUUGCUCUCAUACUUGGAGUCCGUCCAUUAUUGGCAGCCCAGGCUACAAAGCCAGCCGUCCUAGAGAAACUACAAAAAGGGGUAUCUGUUGUUCACAUUGCUGCACAUGGUAUGCUAUCAAAAGCUACCAUAGUACUUGCACCUUCUCCUGAGGUAAGAGCAACAAAGAUCCCAGAUGAAGAAGAUUACAUGCUGACCAUGGCUGAWGUACAGCAGGCUCAAGUACGUGCACAGUUAGUUGUGUUAAGCUGCUGUCACAGUGGACGUGGUGAAAUCAGAGCUGAAGGAGUAGUURGCAUGUGUCGAGCCUUUCUAGCGUCAGGKGCUCGUGCAGUGGUAGCGUCUCUGUGGGCCAUCGAUGACGAAGCAACACUCGAGUUCAUGAAAACGUUCUAUAAACACUUAAAAGAAGGAAAUAGUGCCAGUAGAAGUCUUCAAAUGGCAAUGAAUGACAUGAGACAGACUGAAAGAUUCAGUGCACCAAAGUAUUGGGCACCAUUUGUUCUGAUAGGAGAUGAUGUAACAAUCGACUUUACAGACAGAGAAAUUGGACGUUGACAUCGGCCUAUAGAGCAGGUGCAUGUUACGUCAUAGCCGYCAUCUUGGUUGACGAUAACAAAGCAUUCCUCAUUAGCUUCUCUUGUAAGAUCAACCAACAUGGCGGCUGUUCCAUUGUUAUUCAUAUCUCAAGGGAUUUURAGUCACAUGUUUGCACAUAYUCUUUUGUGCAUGUCGUUGUCAUUAUAAACAAAUGUACUUGCAGUUUCAAAUUUGGAAAUAUGUAAGUURAUCUGUUAUUAGAAUGUCAAAUUAGAUAGUAACAGUUUUAAGAGCGAAGGUAAAAAAAAUGUAAAAAAAGGAAGGGAAAUAAAGUAACAGAAAGGAAAAGAAAUAAAGGAGAUGGAAAAAAAAACCAGAAUGGAAAGGAAUGGAGAGGAAAAUUAAAGAAUGUAAGGGACAGGGAAUUUUAAAAAYACAAUGGACUAUCAACAGAUAAGCUUGGUUUAAUUCCAAUUGUUUAUAACAUUUUUAGUCUUAAUUUAGUAAAUAAUUGCAGAAGUGGA